UGCGGCCAUCGGUGCCGUGGCCAUCGUCACCAUCGUCCGCGCCGACGCGCUCGUUUGCGCUGGCAUUGCCGCAUUGACCAAACACGAUGCUGCGCUCUUUUCGCAAAUCUGCUGCACCCGUUCUUGCUCGCGCCGCCUCGUCGUGGACAGGCCCCGACGUUCCGACGAUCGACAUUCGCCCGCUUCUCGACCCGCACGCAUCGACGGCAGCGCGUCAACCGGCGCUGCGCCGCAUGCAAGCCGCGUGUUACGAGGACGGGUUCUUUGCGAUCCCAACGUCCGUGCUCCCGCGCGACGAGCUCCUUUGCAAUGUCUACUCAAGCAUGGACGCGUUCCAUGCACUCGCGCCAUCCGCCAAGGCCAAGUACCACCUCCAAAAGGUGCCCAAUGAGCGCGGCUGGACACCACUGCACCAAGAGCCCUCGCACGUUCCUGGCGUCGUCGCGCACCUUGAAGGCUAUGACGUCGCGCGCGAGCUACCUGCGAGCUACCUCGCUCUAGACGACGGGCUGGGUCCUAACGUGUGGCCCGACGACGAGCUGCCUUCGUUUCGACACCACGUCACUGCCCUCUACGAUGCGCUCACCACUGUCGCCGACGGUCUUUUCGAAGGUUUUGCCGAAAUGCUCCACCUCCCCCGCACCACCUUGCGUGAAUUCCACACGGCGGAGGCGCAAGCUGGCAUGCGUCUUUUGACGUACCCCACCAACGAUGCGCCCAUGGACGAGACGCAUGUCGGUAUCGCCGAGCAUACGGACUUCGAGUGCUUCACCCUUCUCCACCAGACCAACUGGGGCCUCCAGCUCACAACCCGCCGCGGGGCCGUCGUCAAUGUACCCGUCGCCACCGACCAAUUUAUCGUGCUCAUUGGCGACGUCCUCGAGCGCUGGACGAACGGCGAGCUCAUCGCGACGCCGCACCGCGUGCUCAACACGCCUGGGAAGCGCCAGUCGAUCGCGAGGUUUAACGGCACGCAGCGGUCGGCGGUGAUUGCGCCGCUGCCUGGUUUUGUGUCGAGCAGUCGCCCGGCGCGGUACGCGGCCGUGACGCAGCGCCAGCACACGCUCAACGCCAUCAUGCGACCGUACACGCCGUCGUCAUCAUCGGAGAAGAACAAUACAUUGGGAUAAACGCCGUGUAAGAG
Messenger RNA from Saprolegnia parasitica CBS 223.65, 1144 nucleotides. RefSeq lists its product as hypothetical. Gene Ontology annotation, molecular function: dioxygenase activity. NCBI's taxonomy places the organism in Eukaryota, Oomycota, Saprolegniomycetes, Saprolegniales, Saprolegniaceae. The record is from RefSeq and is a predicted model, not a curated record. The transcript is spliced from 7 exons. Bases 87 to 1130 code for a protein of 347 amino acids.